Messenger RNA from Sporisorium graminicola, 6630 nucleotides. RefSeq lists its product as uncharacterized. Lineage: Eukaryota; Fungi; Basidiomycota; Ustilaginomycetes; Ustilaginales; Ustilaginaceae. The transcript has a single exon. The record is from RefSeq and is a predicted model, not a curated record. Gene Ontology annotation, biological process: mitotic spindle organization; microtubule polymerization; establishment or maintenance of microtubule cytoskeleton polarity. Gene Ontology annotation, molecular function: microtubule plus-end binding; microtubule plus end polymerase activity. Bases 1 to 6630 code for a protein of 2209 amino acids. Gene Ontology annotation, cellular component: centrosome; microtubule plus-end; spindle pole body.
AUGAGUAUGGAUAUGAUGAGCGGCGCCGGCCCGGCAGAGGUCGACUUCACCAAAAUGUCAAUAGAGGAACGACUCGCGUCCAAACUAUGGAAAGCGCGCGUGUCUGCAUAUGAAGACCUCUCCAAAGCCUUCGCCAAGACCUCGUCCGAGAACGACCCCAUCUUCCGCCAAUAUACCCGCAACCCCGACGUCUUGAAAUCCAUCAUCGUUGAUACCAACGCCGUUGCACAGGAAAAGGGUGUCGAUGCUGUGCGUGCCUUUGUCGAGUUUGGCGGUCAACCAGCCGGCAAGACAAGAGAAUUUGUCGUACCUGCCCUCAUCGAAAAGUGUCUCGGCUCUAUGCGUGCGGGCACCAAAAAGAAUGCGCUCGAGCUCAUCUCAUUUUACGCAGAGAUGGAGGAUGUCGUCGGAUGCGAACCACUGCUCACGGACCUCAUUGAUGGCCUCAAAGCCAAACAGCCCAAAGUCGUGGCCGGCUGCAUCACCGCAAUCAAGGACCUCGUUCGCGACUUUGGUCAAAAGCAAGUCUCGCCCAAACCCAUCCUCAAGCGCCUGCCAGAUAUGUUCGCGCACUCGGACAAGAACGUUCGUGCAGAGGCUUCCCUCUUGGCUCACGAGCUCCACAGAUACAUUGGCGCUGCUCUCGAACCUACCAUCGACUCUCUUAAAGACAUCCAGGCCAAAGAGCUCCGCCAGCAGUUCGCCGACAUUGACGCAGCAUCCCCAUCCAAACCUGUCCCCACACGCUUCCUACUCAGUCAGCGCGAAAAGUUGCAGGCUGCCGCAGCACCUGUCCCCGAGGCAGGCGCAGAUACUGCUGCCGAUCCACAAGCCGCUGGUGGUUCGUUGGCGAACGCGCAACCAGAAGAAGACGACAUGGAUCCAUACGACCUCGCAGAGCCGGUCAAUGUGUUCGGCAGCCGCGAGUUUCCCGCCGACUUCGAAGAGAUGAUCGUCUCCAAAAAAUGGCAGGAGCGUAAAGAGACGCUCGAGACCAUCCUCAAGAUCCUCACCUCGUCACCUAAGAUCCAACCCGACAGUCGGUUCGACAGCCUUGUCGACCAUCUUGCGCUCAAGAUCCAGAAGGACGCCAAUAUCAACGUUGUCCUCGUCUCUUGCCAGUGUCUCGAAGCCAUGGCCAAAGGACUCAGAGAUAACUUUUCCCGCUACAAGGACAAGGUCGUUCCGCCUAUCGUCGAAAAGCUCAAGGAGAAGAAGCCCACCACGGUCGAGGUGCUUGCCAGGGCGCUGGACGCCAUCUUCCAGACCGUCUCCUUUUCUGACAUGCUCGAGCACAUCUUCACUGGCAUUAAGCACAAGAAUCCUGCCGUCAAGACUGAGUCAAUUCGCUUCCUCGUCCGCUGCCUCCGAACAACGAGGGUGGCCCCGGCCAAAGCUGACAUCAAACCUAUCGGUGAUGCCCUUGUCACUGCGAUGGCAGAUGGUUCCCCCGACGUGCGUGACGCCGGUGCAGCAGGUCUUGGUACUUUGAUGAAGCUCAUUGGCGAGCGACCCAUGAACAUCUUCCUCGACGGUCUCGACGACAUCAAGAAGGGCAAGAUUCAGGACGAGUAUAAGACAGCAGAAGUUAGAGUUAAGAUGGGGUCAGCUGCAGGUGCAGGUGCAGGCGCUUCGUCGGCGAGCGCUCCAGCAAGAAGACCCCCCGCCGCCGCUUCCGCCGCCGUCAACCGGGCAGCGCCGUCAGCUGCGGCUCGUGCCAAGCCAGCGCCCACUGCACCUGCAGCCGCGGAGGGCAAGGAGAACCAAGCACCAAGACCUACCACACGCCCACCAGUAGGAACGGCAGCUCGAUCGGCCGUCGCACGACCAACUGCCGCAUCUGCAGCUUCUUCGAGCGCACCCGCAAGGAGACCAGCGCCAACAGCCUCGUCGGCUGCUCGUCCUGCGGUAGCCGCAACUGGUGGCAGCAAGGGAGCUGCUUCGGCGACAGAACCAGUCAAGUACCGUUUCCAUCCCGAUGAUGCCGAAGCACGCGCAGCAGACUUGAUCCCCGCCGGCAUUGCUACGCAGCUGGCCAGCGGUGCAUGGAAGGAGCGUCUCGCUGGCAUGACCGAGUUCAACGAUUGGCUCAAAGUCGAGGCCGAGACCGUCGAAUCCGAGAUCAUCGUCCGUGCCCUAGGCAAGAAACCGGGCUGGAAGGAGAGCAACUUUCAAGUAAUGGCCGAGGUCUACAAGGCGCUCCAAUUGCUUGCCGUCGACUGCCCCACUUUCGGUCGCCCCUCGGUGGCUCUCUCGGUACAGCCCCUCUGUGACAAGCUCGGCGACAUCAAGCUCAAGACACCUGCCGGCGAGACUCUCGUCACUUUUGCAGAAAAGACGUCGUUCGGCUUCCUUCUCGCGCAAGCCCUAGGACCUCUUGGCUCGUUGAAAGCACCAAAGGCGAUUGCCGACUCUAUUUUGUGGGUUGACCAGACGCUGCUUGAGUUUGGUACGACCGGCGUCGAUGUGCGCUCCUUGAUCGACUACCUCGUCACCUGCCUCAAGUCGGCCAACGCUGCUGUGCGAACCAACGCCACGAAGGCCAUCGGCACGCUCGCCCGCUUCCUUGGCACAGCGCUCAACUCGUUCGUCGCCGACCUCAAUCCGCAGCUCCGCACCACCAUUGAAGCAGAGAUCGAAAAGGCAGCCUCCAAUCCACCUCCGGCGCCUGUUCGCUUUAGCGAGGAGACCAAAGCACUGGCGGGCAAGGCAGCUGCUGCGGGAGGCGCGGCUUCAGAACCUGCAGCGCAGGACAACGGCGUCGAUGAGGACAUGCUCGACGAACUGGUCCCACGCGUAGACCUCGACCGUCUGUUGCCCGCGACUGCCAUCGCACGCAUGGGCGACGCUAACUGGAAGGAACGCAAGGAAGGCCUCGAGGAAGUGCUCGCCGUCGUCAACGCCAACAGCCGCCUCAAAGGAAACAUGGCCGAGCUCGCCAAUGCGCUCAAGGUGCGAUGCUCCGAUAGCAAUAUCAUGUGCAAGUCGAUGGCUCUCGACGCGAUUGCCAAGAUUGCCAACGCCAUGAACAAGCACUUUGAGCCGCAGGCGCGCAUUCUCGCUGGUACCAUCACCCAAGUGCUCGCCGACGCCAAGGCACCCGUCCGCGCUUCUGCAACGACAGCCCUGACAGCCAUCGCCGAGCAGGUGGGUGCGGGUCCUUUGCUGCCCGGCAUCGCCACUGUCGUCGAGGGCAAAGGGGCCAACCCUAUGCUCAAACAGGAGCUGUUUGGCUGGCUCGCUAACUGGUUCGAGUCGCACCCUCCGGAAAAAGGCAUGGACUUGGCACCACUUGCCUUACCAUGUGUGCAGUGCCUUGAUGACAAGCUUGCGGCGGUACGCAAGGCUUCACAGGCAUGCUUGCCAUUCAUCAUCAUGCGAGCUGGCUACAAGCACGUCCUGGAACAGGCAAAUCAGCUCAAGACCGCAUCCAAGAACACGGCCAUACCGCUCAUCGACGCUGCCAAGGCGCAGGCGCAGGCUGCUGCUCGUGCCUCUGGUCCCGCCGCGACAGCUGCUCCACCCGCUGCUGCUACCUCAGCGCCUGCGCACGCUGCUCGUGCGAUGGCGGCAGGUGCGAGAGGUGCUGUGUCUUCGCCCGCAAGAGCUGCUGGAGCUGGCUUGGCUGCUGCACCGUCGGCAUCUUCUCCGCGCUCAUCGACCAUCGCCCGUCCCGGAGGCAUGAAGCCACCCUCGGCAGUGGGUCGAUCGCUCAAGGCACCGUCCUCGACCAUCGCGCGCCAGUCUCGUCUGGCUUCCGACGGCACUGAUGCAGCACCCUCUUCCCGUAACGCAUCUGCGUCCGUAAAUGGUGCAGCGGGUCAAGGUGCAGGCGCAGCUAUGGACCGUUCCGCGCCAUUGAUCUCGGGCGACAUCAAGGCCAAGGCAAUGCGCGAAAAGCGCGAAGGCAAAGCUUUCAACUGGAUCGGUGCCGAUGGUGCACCCCGACCUGAGCUUGUUGAGGUGCUCCGUCAACAGUGUGAUGGUCAGCUCAGCCGCGGCGUGACUGACUCGAUGUUUAGCAAGAGUCACUCGUCGGAGAAGGACUUCUACGCUGCCUUGACGCUGCUGUCCGACUUCAUCUCGAGCCCGACGUUUGCAGAGGAGCAGUACGGACUGUCACCAGAGGAGACCAUCGAGCGAACACUGGCCAAUUCGGAUCUAAUCUUCAAGUACGUUUCGAUCCGACUCACCGAUAACAACACGAGCCUAUCACUCAAGUGCCUCGAUAUCCUUGAGCACCUCGUGGCGCUGCUUAGCACGCAGCAAUUCCACAUGAGCGACUACGAAGCGGCGUGCAUUCUGCCCUGCCUCACGGCCAAGUUUGGCGAUGCAAAGGUGGCUUUCCGUGACCGUAUCCGCGAGAUCUUCCGCAAGAUGACGUUCAUCUACCCGCCAAGUAAGCUGCUCACGAGCUACCUCGAGAAUGGUUUGCCGUCCAAAAAUGCUAGGGUGCGCACCGAGUGUCUUAGCGAAGUUGGCUACCUGUUUUCGAAGAACGGCUUGCAGGUUUGCUCCCCCUCGCGAACGCUGCCGGUCAUUGCCAAGCAGAUCAGCGAUCGAGAUGCGAAUGUACGCACUGCGGCUCUUUCGGCGAUUGGGGAGGCGUACAAGAUCAUUGGCGACGAGGUCUACAAGCUGGUCGGCGCGUUGCCUGGCAAGGAAAUGUCAAUGCUGGAAGAGAGGCUGAAGCGAACGACGGCACCCACAGCGUCGGCCGCAUCAGCUGCGAAGCCAGCAGGUCUACCUGCGAGUGCCAUUGGACGUGGCGGCCCACGCGCCUCUGUGGUACCACCUUCAGCAGCAGGCUCCUCGUCUCCUGGUCGCCUCUCUGCUGGCGCACCUUCGUCGCGUCUUGCACGACCAGGCUCCUCCUUGCAGCAGCCAGCUCCUUCAGCUGGUGUAAGAAGCCGUCUGCCUGCGCCUGGGGCUACUCGCCGGGAAUCCGCGAUGGGUCUUCCGCGAGCCACGAGAUCGUCCACUGGCGUUGCCUCGCCUCGAACGUCUAUGUUACGAGCGCCAGGUGAGGCUGCACCUCCUGCUGCACGUCCAACGAGCGUCGCAGCGCCGCAACACGACGAACUGCUGGGCGACGAAUUGCCUGAAGAGGACGACGACGAGCUGUCUGUUGACCAAGCGAUCAACCUGGUGGUCAGCAACAAUGUGGAGCAGAGCGUGCUCGCGCUCAAACACGUUGAGGCCUUCAUCCGCGAAGAAGAACCUCAGCUGAUCCUGCAUGUCGAUCAGCUCGCGAUUGUGCUGAGCAAGCAGAUGCAGCGUGCCUUUUCGCCAGAGACGGGCGAGUUUGGCAACGAGCGCCUGAAGAAGCACCUGCUCGUGGUGAGCACGUCGUUGUUCGACAAGAACCGCGUGUGGGAAGACGCACGCACGCUGGGCUCAUACCUGUCCCGCUCGGCGCUGAUCCCGCUUCUGACGGUGCUGUUGCAGCAGCUGAUCCAGUCGACGUCGCGCGUUGACGACGCGACGGCGCAGAACGAGUCCAAGUUCCUCAACGUGAUCGUGCUGCGCUGCUUUUCGGCGUGCAACCUUAACCUGCUGUACGGCGCGUGCCUGCAGAUGCUCACCGAAGCUACCGAAGAUCUGCGCGAGCUGGAAGGGGAGGUGCUCGAGACGCGAUCCAAGUUCUCGGAGCUGUUGGUCAAGUGCUUGUGGAAGAUUGCCAAGCGUCUCGAAGACAGUUUGGCGCAGCACCAGGUGGAGCCGCAGCAGCUGUUUGCCGAUGUCGAGAGCUUCCUCCAAGCCAUCGCGCCAUCCGAGUGGCGACAACGCGCUCAGGACGGUGUGCCUCUCGCGGAUUUGCCGCUGCGAACGGUCAAGAUCAUCCUGUCACACACUUCGAACCACUUUGGAGAAGAAGCGUUGGGCAUGCUGGACAUGAUCCCGCAGCCCGAGAACAGCUACGUGUACAAGUAUCUGAUCCGGAUGCUCAACAUUGCAGCCGAGGGUGGGGCUGGUGCAGACAAGGCAGCGGUGGCGGAUGUCGAUGCAGAUGCAGUUGCAGGUAGAUCCGCUGCCAAAGCGAGAUCUGGCAACGGCGCUGCUGGCAAUGGAGCUGGUCAUCAGCGAAACGGCAGCCAGAACGGCAGUACCGCGGCCGACGACGCCAGCAGCUCGCACCACGCCGAGCUGAGGGACAUUUUCCAACGCAUCUCGAACAAGUCCGAGUCGCGACAGGGUAUUCGAGAGCUGUACGAGUUCCAGAAACGCAACCCGCAUCUGGAGAAGCAUGUCGAGAACUCGCUGCAAAAGACGGGGCCCAUCUUCCAGCGAUUCAUCAAGCGUGCGCUCGCCAACCACGCUGCGGAGGAUCCGGAUGUGGUCGACGCUACGGACGCCGCGUCUGCUCCUUCCGCACCUAGUGCUACACACGGUGUGGAGGGAAUCAGGCGCGCCAGCACGCCUUCUGCGGGCAGCGUCAAUGGUAGCGCUGCGCCGGGCACACCUCGGUCCGCGCGGUUCUCGGCAUCGACUGGUGCUGCCGGUGCAGGUGAUGGGUCGAUGGGCAGCCCGACCACUUCGUCGGCGACUCAGUCGCCCAGGGGUUCGUCGAUCAGAAGCUCAGCGACCGACGAUCGGUUGGCACAGUUGAGGGCCAAAUUCUCAUCUUAG